CUCUCCCCACACCUGCGACCUGCGCCAGGGCUGUGCCCGGAGCAAACCGGAGCCACUGGGACAGCAGCUGCGCUGGGGGCUUGGGGAAAGCUGAGCCGAGGGAGGACAGGGCAGAGGAGAGGACGGGAGCGAGGUGAGGGCUGGUGCGGAGCGCGGCGCCGGCGGCAGCAGAGGCUGCCCCCGCCCGCAGCCGCCGGCCGGGAUGAGCAUUUCAGCGGAGCACAAGCCCCUGGGGAAGCAGGUCACUGGCAGCCUGCACACGGUGUCACCAAUCGUGGAGCUAAACGUGGGGGGGGAGAUGUACACCACAACGCUGAGCACCUUGAAGAAACAUCCUGGCUCCAAGCUGGCAGAGAUGUUCAGUGGGCAGCCCAAACUCAGGACUGACUCCGAAGGCAGGUUCUUCAUCGACCGCCCAGGCACUUACUUCAAAUACAUCUUGGAGUACCUGCGCAGCAACCAGGUGCCCACCCAGUGCGUCCAGGAUGUCUACAAGGAGGCCUUGUUCUACAACAUCGAACCUCUCAUCAAGCAGCUCGAGGACUCUCCCCAGAUCUUUGGCGAGCUGGUGGCGAGGAAGCAGUUCCUGGCUCGGGUGCCCAGCUACACGGAGAACAUCGAGCUGAUGAUCCGCAUCGCCAGGGCGGAAGCGGUCGCGUCCCGGCGCUCCAGCGUCAUCGUCUGCGUGGUCAGAACCCAGGAGGAUGCAGCCAGGUGCCAGGAUGCCCUGAACAGCUUGGACAUGGAUAAAACAUCCGUGGUGAAGUUUGGCCCUUGGGAGGCAGCGCCAGGUAUUUCUGAUCUGCUGGACUGCAUCCAGAUGGAUGUCGAAGCCAAAGGGUACAAAAUCUCCUUCCAGCCCCACGUGGCUGAAAAAGGUUUUCGCCUCAAAUCCCACGACUGCUUCUACAAGUUCUGCUUCACCUGGUGGUAGCAAAGGGCCACCCCUGGUGGGGGAUGGAAGAAAGGAGUUCUUCAAACCAAUAAACUUGGGUUGUGGAGACGUCAGCCGCAGACUGACGGAGGGACAGAAAUAAAUGCAACAAAAGGA
Molecule: messenger RNA, 1051 nt
Organism: Pogoniulus pusillus (Red-fronted tinkerbird)
Lineage: Eukaryota; Metazoa; Chordata; Aves; Piciformes; Lybiidae
Gene: KCTD14
Product: potassium channel tetramerization domain containing 14
Exons: 2
Coding region: 203-934 (243 amino acids)
Biological process (GO): protein homooligomerization
Molecular function (GO): protein binding
Source: RefSeq, a predicted model, not a curated record